Fusarium coffeatum is the source of this 2106-nucleotide messenger RNA. RefSeq lists its product as uncharacterized. NCBI's taxonomy places the organism in Eukaryota, Fungi, Ascomycota, Sordariomycetes, Hypocreales, Nectriaceae. Gene Ontology annotation, molecular function: DNA binding; zinc ion binding. Gene Ontology annotation, biological process: DNA-templated transcription. The record is from RefSeq and is a predicted model, not a curated record. The coding region runs from base 1 to 2106 and encodes 701 amino acids. The transcript has a single exon.
AUGCGGCACGACCACAAUGUAGCAAUUGCCGAACCCAAAGUCGCGAAUGUGUUUAUCACAUUGAAAUACCUCGAAAACGGUACGCAAUUGAUCGUCCGUCGGCCUGGUCGCGCUGACCAAGAUGUCUGUAGACCCACAUUUUCCCAGAUCACCAGAUUGCAACGCGACGCGUCUGCUCUGAAGGCGUUUAUCGUGACUCUCAAACGUAGUGGCCCGCAAGAACGUGAACAAUUACUGUUAUCUGCCGUUGAUGAUGACGGGAACAUUAAGUUACCAGCGUUGGCGGACAAAAGCCCGUCCAAGCAAACUCAACAUUCCUCAAUAGGCACUCCGUCGCGACGCGUCGAAGACCCGGCGAUCGUAUCUGAUGAUGAGCUCGACAUCGCAAAUUUCGUGUCUAUUGACGAUGCUGGUGAGACGAAUAGCUUUGGCCCUUCAUCUGCACUGCAUAAUCCAGCUGGAAUUAGUCCGAACAAGACUACACACAGUCGCGCGACACCAAUUGAGAAUGUCAAGAAUAGCUUGAUAGCAAACGCUGCUCUGCAAAGACACUUGGAGUAUGGACUGCUCAAACAUUCCUCCAUCGCUGAAGUGCCGAUCGAACUGGCGAUGCACCUACUCAACCUCCACUGGGAUCGUCAACAUCACACGUUUCUUCUCACCUAUCGACCCGCUGUCAUGCGCGAUCUGCAAUGCUCAGGCCAAUACUGCUCUAUCUUUAUGCUCAACGCCAUAUUCGCCUGCUGCAGCAAGUUCUCGCCUCGACCCGAGGUACGAGAAGAUCCCAAUGACCCUUCAAGCGCUGGUCUUCAUUUCUUCAACCGAUGCGAUGAGCUUCUUGCCAAGGAUUCUCUUCUGAUGCGACCGCAUAUUACAACCACCAUAGGACUUCUUCUACUGGGUUCAACGUACAAUGCCCGUGGAGAGACUUCGAAAGGGUGGCUGUAUACCGGGUAUGCGCUACGAAUGGUCUAUGAUUUGGGUCUACAUCUAGAUCCUAAGCAGAUAACCGAUGACCCUGAAGAAAUUGAGAUCAAGCGACGCGUGUUUUGGGGUGCGUUUGUCUGCGAUAAACUGCAGAGUCUCUACAUGGGUCGGCCCGUGGCUAUAAACCUCUGCGACUCACGCGUGUCACGCGAGUUCCUCGAUCUGUACGAAGAGACGGAACCAUAUCAUCUUCCUGUAGUGGCGGCAGAAGCCACUCCCGAUUUAUCCAAGGGCCUAGGCACAGCAAUACCGAGGUACUCCGUAUCGACUUUCCAACAAUUAUGUCUCUUAUCUAAGAUAAUGACUACCAUCACCAACCGAUUUUAUGUGGUUGGGGCUACCUUCUCCAAUGCACAGAACAGUCUUCUGAAGAUUGAGCAAGCGUUGCAGAAGUGGCGAGAGGACUUGGCUCCUGAGCUUGACUUCCAGCCCUGGCUACCGGAGGGUACACAAUCCCAGACUCCAAACAUCAUGGUCCUGCACAAUGUGUACUAUUCCCUCAUAAUCCUUGUUCACCGACCAUUUAUUUCGGAUGGGCAUCUUCGCUCAACUGGUACACCUGCACGGUCUUGGGAACAAUGCACAAACGCAGCAAAAUGUAUCACCAGUAUCGCAUCAGUUUACAAGGCGACAUAUGGCCUUAGUGGCGCGCCUUAUGUUCUGGCAUACACGGUUUACGUGGCGUGUACUAUACACGUCCGCAACGCGGCUUCACAACACCACAAGGAAGAGCAUCUGGAUUUGCUAAAAAAGAGUUUGGAAUGCUUGGAUCAGCUUUGCACUGCGAACCCCGGUGUUGCGAAACCGGCUAAUAGUAUCAGGCGGUUGAUUGAAGCCAACCGCUUGAGCCUGACAUCAGGUGAGUCAAGACAUGCUUAUCGGACUGCACGCGUAGGGUCUGACAGACAUUCAGAAGAGGGUAACUCGGCGGCGGAUGCAAAUAUCUCAUUUGACCUUGACGCAAUUCACAGCACGUUUAAUUUUGCCGAAUGGCCUUAUCCAAACGUGGAGAUGACUGCUGGCGAUGCAGAUUACGGUUUGCCACUGGAUCCGUUGUUCGGCUGGAUCAAUGUGCCGACCCCGUCGAUGGAUCAAGACACAACUCUGCCGUUUCUGUAG